GCGGUUUGCAAAGGGUAGUACCAAACCGGCCAACGCUCCUCCUUGGUUCACACGAGAUAAGCAAAGAUAUAAAAGUGUGGGAAGAUACGGAGCUGUACAUGAUCGCAGUAGGGCUGACUAGUGAGCUCCCAUGAACACUUCAGGUACCCGUGUUGUGCUGCGAGCACUAUGAAGGGGGGCGGGGUGGGCGUGUCAGCUCAGAUAUGCAUCGUGAAGUUGCACCAGAGUUCGCGGCAUGCCGCGUGUGGGGAGACUCGUGCGUUCGAGCCAACCUGCCAGACGGUUCGGCUGGCGUUUUCGCGGGCUCGUGCAGCCGGGAAGGGUAUGUACAUGCUGGCAAGACACAGCACGCCAGGCUGCUGGGAAGCUGACGGGCCACUGAGCUGCGAGCUUCUUUACACGAGGUCGCCGAGACAGGUGAAGACAGGCGGCCGCAGGCAGUCUCGACAUUUGGGCCAUUUCAUCCGCACAAUCAAGCACAUCAUCAGCUGUAGGGAUUUUGUUUUAGGGGGGGAAUGCGAAGCACAUGCACAUGCACUUGCACUCGCGCCAAUGGAAAUGCCUCGGGCGAACCAAAAGAGAUGCGCGAGGGUCAGACGAAAGAGGGCAAGCAAACAGGAGCGUAUAUCAGAAAUGAAUGAUGAGCGGGACAGUCAACUGCUCUUGGCACCAAUACCAGCGCAUCCUGCCCAAAGCCCUCCUUUACCCGCCCGAACCGGAGAUGGAUCGGGUUGCGGCCGGAGAACCUCUGGUUGUCUGGUGGGAUUGGGACCAUGUCUUUCGAACAGCUCCCCCGAUUUUCAGUCUCUCGAGUGAACAGGAAGCCGGCAUGGACAAACAUUCAGCAGAGCAGCAGUAGGGACGCAGUCAUAUCACCACUUGCGGC
This is a messenger RNA of Colletotrichum navitas, 886 nucleotides long. RefSeq lists its product as uncharacterized. Lineage: Eukaryota; Fungi; Ascomycota; Sordariomycetes; Glomerellales; Glomerellaceae. The record is from RefSeq and is a predicted model, not a curated record. The coding region runs from base 169 to 816 and encodes 215 amino acids. The transcript has 2 exons.